Messenger RNA from Notothenia coriiceps (black rockcod), 1256 nucleotides. It is a transcript of the gene skp1, whose product is annotated as S-phase kinase-associated protein 1. The coding region runs from base 118 to 609 and encodes 163 amino acids. NCBI's taxonomy places the organism in Eukaryota, Metazoa, Chordata, Actinopteri, Perciformes, Nototheniidae. The record is from RefSeq and is a predicted model, not a curated record. Gene Ontology annotation, biological process: ubiquitin-dependent protein catabolic process. The transcript has 6 exons.
GCUCCACAGCCGCCGGGAGCAGCAGACUCAUAAACCAAACAGCCCCGCGUCUGUCAGGCCCUGCUGAUCAACACAGAGGAACCUUACCUCUGGAUCUGAGGAAAAACAUUUACGAUAAUGCCCACGAUAAAAUUACAGAGCUCUGAUGGGGAAAUCUUCGAGGUGGAUGUCGAGAUCGCCAAACAGUCUGUCACCAUCAAGACUAUGUUAGAAGAUUUGGGAAUGGAUGAUGAAGGAGACGAUGACCCAGUUCCUCUCCCUAAUGUUAACGCUGCCAUCCUCAAGAAGGUGAUUCAGUGGUGCACCCACCACAAAGAUGACCCUCCUCCUCCUGAGGACGAUGAGAACAAGGAGAAGAGGACAGAUGACAUUCCUGUAUGGGACCAGGAGUUCCUCAAAGUGGACCAAGGCACCUUGUUUGAACUCAUUCUGGCCGCCAACUAUUUGGACAUCAAAGGUCUGUUAGACGUCACCUGCAAGACGGUUGCCAACAUGAUUAAAGGCAAAACCCCGGAGGAGAUCAGGAAGACUUUUAACAUCAAGAACGAUUUCACAGAGGAGGAAGAAGCCCAGGUACGCAAAGAGAACCAGUGGUGUGAAGAGAAGUAAAGGGGAGGGUCCGGCCAACACUACCACCCUGAAAAGGAAUCGUCCCGCUAACUGGUUGCACUGGCGUUGUUCAUACUUGUCAAUAUUUACAAUGUAGUAUAUUUAGAGCUACACACUCUCCCUCCUCUCAAGUUCUGUAUUCCAAUAGCAUGACCAUUUUAAUCUGCCUGUGUGUUGUUAAUAAUUUAAACAAAAAAAGCUUUUUUCUGUUUCCACACACGUUGUGUAUUCACUAGAACCAGGUGUCAUGGCUUUCUAUCCUUAAAGAUUAGACGUCUCCCCGUUAUAAUUGCUACGGUUCUCUUUUUUACUGGACAUGUUUGUUUUCCAUUUAGAUUUGAGAUUUAUUUUUAGAUUAAAUAAAUUGCUUUUUUUUUGACAACGGAGAUGAACGAGUGGAUAUUUUAUUUUUGCUCUGUAAAUGCAACCGUUCUGUGAAAGUGCUUUCAGAGAGGACGGGUUGUUUUUAAAGGAAAAGUUCGAGUUGGAAAGUUGUUUGUUUUGCGCGACGUCCUUUAGGCAUCGAGUAUCUAAUUCCUAAUUCAUGUUAUUUUGAAUUGGAAACUUUUCUCAGAUAAAGCUCUGAUGCUGUUUUUCUGGGAUGAUCAAUCGUAUAUUGAAGGAGUAAAUAAAACUCAUAAAAAGGC